This is a messenger RNA of Cololabis saira (Pacific saury), 4002 nucleotides long. It is a transcript of the gene pamr1b, whose product is annotated as peptidase domain containing associated with muscle regeneration 1b. The record is from RefSeq and is a predicted model, not a curated record. Gene Ontology annotation, molecular function: serine-type endopeptidase activity. Bases 46 to 3585 code for a protein of 1179 amino acids. Lineage: Eukaryota; Metazoa; Chordata; Actinopteri; Beloniformes; Belonidae. The transcript has 14 exons. Gene Ontology annotation, biological process: proteolysis.
GAUGUCAGCUGAGUUCAGAAAGUAAACAGAGGUCCAGACUGCAGCAUGCUGCCUGCGGGACGGGGACGACAGCUGGGGCACUACCGGGGCCCCCGUGCAACUCCAUGGACCAGCACCUUUAUCUUUGGGGAGGAGGGCAGGUCCCUCUUAGUCCCCCUCUUUAUUUUCAUCUCCUUGCCCUUAGGGACAGCCUGGCCCUACGAUUACAGGUACUUGUACAACCACUGUCCAGGUCCAGAGUGGAACGUUAUGUGCAGAGGUUGCUGUGAAUAUGACGUAAUCCGCUGUAAGUGUCCCAUCCAGGGGACUAAGGUGGGCUAUGCGGUGCCCUGCUGCCGCAACGCCAUCAACGAGUGCGACCCCUGCAUUAUCCACCCAGGUUGCAGUAUAUUUGAGAACUGUAAGCGCUGUAACAACGGGACAUGGGGGCCCCGGGAUGACUUCUUCAUUAACGGCAAAUACUGUGCUGAGUGUCGUCCCGGCUGGACUGGUGGAGAUUGCAUGAAAUGUGGAGGAGUGAUCCGUAAACGGCAGGGCCACUUGGUGCUAGAGAGCUACCCCAACAAUGCUCGCUGUGAGUGGACCAUACAGGUGGACAGGCCGUUUACCAUAGAACUCAGGUUUAUGAUGCUGAGUCUGGAGUUUCACCAUUCUUGUCGUUAUGACUACGUAGAGGUCCGGGAUGGAGACAGCAUCAGCUCUCGGGUUAUUGGUAGAUUCUGCGGGAGCAACAGACCUGCUGUACUUCAUAGCUCUGGCAACAGUUUGCACAUUGUCUUUGUGUCGGAUGGUUACAAGAAUUUUGACGGAUUCUUCGCCACUUUCCAGGAGAACUCAGCUUGCAGCUCAUCCCCUUGCCUGCAUGACGGGACUUGUAUCCUGGACAGUUCUUACACCUACCGGUGUGCCUGCCUGGCUGGCUACACGGGAAAAAGAUGUGAAAAUGUGGUGGGGUGCCACAGGCCUCCGGUGCCCACCCAUGGUUCCACAGAGGGUCUGUUUCACCACUCUGGUGCACGCAUCGUUUUCCGUUGUGACCCUGGGUUUGAGCUGCGGGGGUUUCGUACCGCCAUCUGUCUAAAGGAUGGUACCUGGAGUGCACCUGCCCCAGAGUGUGUGCCAGUAGAACGAUUCUGUACUCUACCACUCAAGCCAGCGAACGGGGACCACUUCUUGGUUUAUGGACCCAACGAUGUCCUCAUUGCACUGCAGUAUCUGUGCCAUCAACCGUACGAGCUUAGUGGGCUGUCCCAGAGAACCUGCCUUUCUAACAACACCUGGAGCGGGACUCCUCCUGUUUGCACUAAAGUGAAUAACACACUUUCUGAAUCAGAAAAUGACAAAGGAAAAGAACCAGGAAAGGGGAAGGAAAUAGACAUUUACACUGACAAAGAUAUCAGCAAAAGUAAAGAGAAAGACCAGGAAAACACAACUGAAGAAAGUGUUGGUGGGAAGGAUACAAGCCCUGGACUAGAUAAUACACCGGUGGUGGACGUAGAGGAUAGAUAUACGGGGAUCAUUCCAGAUAAAACUGUGGCUAAGGGUAAGAAUGAGAGUGAGCUGGAGGAGAGGAACACUGGGUCAGAGAGGCCGACUGAGGGCGGAGAAAAUAAAUUGGAUGAUAAAAACUCAGGCAACAGCCAGAACGCAACUGAAGAGAAGCAACCAGAAGCACCAAAGCAACCUGAGGAAAAGGAAGAGGGAUCGGACUUGGACCUGGAGCAAGAAAAAAAGGACAUCAUAGAAACAGUUGUUAAAAACAAAGGACAAGAAGAGAAGGAAAGAAAAGAGGAGCAGGUGAAUGGGAAAAGAGAUCCAGACAAAUUCGGUCCUAAUGACACCAAACAGAGGACGGUCACACCUGAACGUGACAACACAGUGGAGAUAUUUGAUUUGGAUGUGACACAGAAUAAAACAGCAACGCAUGAAUCACAGGAUUCAAAGAAAGAAAAUAAUACCAUUGAACUGCCAAUACCAGGGAGUAAAAUUAUUCCCUCUAGAGUUAACGUGACACAGUUCACCUUAUACAGAGCAGGAGAGGAAAAUGGGCAAUCAAAGAAAAAAUCAGCUACUAAAACUGAUGUGACGGAUGAGGAUUCCUCAAAAAAAACAAAGGAGUUGGAGGGAGAUAAAAAAGAGAAGGAGGAGAAGGAAAAGGAGAGGGAAGUCAACGAAAGCUUAACAGACAAGAGUUGCCCUCCGCUGCCUCGUUUGUACAAUGGCAACCACCACCUGGUGGCAGGGCUGGAGCCUCAAACGGUGGAGUUCAAGUGUAAUCACUCGUACGCGCUCAGUGGGGACGAGAGACGGAGCUGCCAGCCAGAUGGAACCUGGAGUGGCAAACAACCCCUUUGUGUCAGAGCAUGCCGAGAGCCUAAAGUAUCAGAGCUGGUUAAACAGAGAGUUCUGCCGCUUCAAGUACCAUCCAGGAAGACUCCUCUGCACAAGCUGCUUUCCUCGGCAGUGGGACAGCAGAUCUGGUUCAACAGCUCCCCCAGAAGCCCGUCAGAGCUUUCCCCGUUACCGCAGGGCUUCCAUCAUCUUUACACACAUAUAGAGUAUGAAUGUGCAUCUCCUUUCUACCACCACUCUGGCAGCGCUCGUCGUACCUGUUUGAAGACAGGGAAAUGGAGCGGACGCCAUGUGUCCUGUUCACCAGUAUGUGGGAAGCAUCCCACCUUUGACCCACAGAGGCCGGAAGAGGCUCACUGGCCUUGGCUGGCAGCCAUCUACCGCCGCUCCACUAAGGGAAUGGAGACUAAGGUGACCAAGGCAGACAGCCAGGCGGGCUCCUCAAAGAAGGGGGAUGGAGCGGGAACUGGCAACCUUAAUCAGGAUUCUGACUGGCAGCUGGUCUGCAGCGGGGCUCUGGUUAACCAGAGGAGUGUGGUGGUGGCAGCUCACUGUGUGACAGAGCUGGGCAAGGUGUAUCCUGUGGAUACAACCACCAUCAGUGUGGUCGUGGGGAAGCACUAUAGGGAUGACCACAGAGAAAACAAAGGCCGCCAACGUGUGAGGGUGGCUUCUAUUGUUGUACAUCCACACUACGAUCCUAAUAUUCUUGACUCUGACAUCGCUGUGAUCAAGUUACUGGACAAAGCAAGAGUUGGAGAAAAGGUCCUCCCACUCUGUCUGUCAGAAAGCAAGGAAGAAGAGGUCUCUGGGCAAGGACUUGUCACUGGCUGGUCUCCCCUGCCUAGUCCCAGUUUAGGCUCAGAUGAGAGGGCAAGGGUCGGGGUGGUUCACCUUGCUGAUGUUGUCCCAUGCGAGCAGCAGUAUGCGCGUAAGGGCGUGCCAGUCAGCGUUACGGACAAUAUGCUUUGUGCCAGACAAAAGCCUGCCUACCAUCCGUCGAAUAUAUGUCCCUCUGACACCGGGGGAAUCCUAGUCCUUCCUGCCCUCUCUGAGGAUCAGGCCAGCAAUGACCCAAAGUCACUGAACGUUCAAGGAGAACGCCAAGGACUGUGGAGACUCCUGGGACUGGUUAGCUUUGGCUAUGACCAAGGGGAGUGUGAUCCUGAACUUUACACCGUUUACACUCAUGUAGCCAAAUUCAAAGACUGGAUAGAGAGCAGUAUGAAGUAAAAAAAUAUAUAAAAUAAAAAUCUGACAGUUGUUGCCCUUUUAUUUGUCUUUUUCGGUGUAUUCUUUCUGUCCACCGUCAAAUGCACAAGGGCAUUUUCUAAGUAAAUGCAGAAGCAACACUGGGCAAUGCUAUGCUUUAACUGAAGGGGGUGCUGGCACAUUAGAUGUGCUGAACCAUCAUCCUCUGAUCCAAAGAAUUUAGUGUUCAGCUUCAUCCGCCUGAGAGACUUGAAAAUGACCAGAAAACCAUCAGGCUAGCUUAUGAUGGUGCGGACUGUUUUCAUUGUUUUGUAUAUAUGUAUCAAUGUGCUGAUUUAUUACACAACUUAUUUUUUUGAGGAAAUAAAAGAUGUACAUAGUGUACUGUAAUACAAUAAAUAUGACAUUUAUAAUUGAAUUAAACAUUGGUGUGUUAUA